This is a messenger RNA of Sorex fumeus (smoky shrew), 5169 nucleotides long. RefSeq names its product cyclin Y like 1 (gene CCNYL1). NCBI's taxonomy places the organism in Eukaryota, Metazoa, Chordata, Mammalia, Eulipotyphla, Soricidae. The record is from RefSeq and is a predicted model, not a curated record. The coding region runs from base 257 to 1438 and encodes 393 amino acids. Gene Ontology annotation, cellular component: plasma membrane. The transcript is spliced from 10 exons. Gene Ontology annotation, molecular function: protein kinase binding; cyclin-dependent protein serine/threonine kinase activator activity. Gene Ontology annotation, biological process: regulation of canonical Wnt signaling pathway; regulation of cyclin-dependent protein serine/threonine kinase activity.
GAGUAGUUGACUCGGGGGAGGAGGCGGCUGCAGCGCGGCAGCGGGGGUGCGGCCGGGGCCGGGGCCGGGGCCCUGCCCGGGCCCGGCGAGCGGGGUCGGAGGGGGCGAGCCAGCGGGGCCAGAGGACUAGCGGGGGCUGCUGCCAGGACCCGGGCGCGCCAUUGUUGGGGGAGGGGGCGCCUGCCCAGGGCGGCGGCGGCGGCGGCGUCGGGGCAACUGUGCAGCCCACGGCGGCGAGGAGCGGUGGUGGCGCCCCAUGGGGAACACUCUGUCCUGUUGCGUGUCCCCCAAUGCCAGCCCCAAGCUGGGCCGGCGCCGGGGGUCCGCGGCGCCCGACGACGCGGCAGACACCUACGGGGCGGCCCCCGGGAACGCGGCGGCGGUAGCGCGGGAGCCGGCGACCGGCGCCGGGAACGCGGUGGCGGCCGCGGCGGCAGCGCCCGAGCCGGCUGCGGCGGCCGCCGGGGACGCCGUGGUGGUGGCGCCGGAGGCGGCGGCCGUGGAUCCCGGCGAGCUGGAUUUGGGAGCGGGCGAGGGCCACCACCUGCAGCACAUCAGCGACCGGGAGAUGCCCGAAGACUUAGCUUUGGAAUCAAACCCUUCUGAUCACCCUAGGGCAAGCACAAUCUUCCUCAGCAAAUCACAGACCGAUGUGCGAGAAAAGCGGAAGAGCAACCAUUUAAACCAUGUAUCUCCAGGGCAGCUAACUAAAAAGUAUAGCUCAUGCUCAACAAUAUUUCUAGAUGACAGCACAGUCAGCCAGCCUAAUCUUAGAACCACAAUAAAAUGUGUGACCUUAGCAAUAUAUUACCACAUAAAGAACAGAGAUGCAAAUAGAUCCUUGGAUAUUUUUGAUGAGAGAUCACAUCCACUCACACAAGAAAAGGUUCCAGAGGAAUACUUUAAGCAUGACCCUGAGCACAAAUUUAUUUACAGAUUUGUUCGUACUCUUUUUAGUGCUGCACAGCUAACCGCUGAAUGUGCAAUAGUGACUUUGGUUUACUUAGAAAGGCUUUUAACGUAUGCGGAGAUUGACAUUUGUCCCACUAACUGGAAAAGAAUAGUUUUGGGAGCCAUUCUUCUUGCCUCCAAAGUUUGGGAUGAUCAGGCUGUCUGGAACGUGGACUACUGCCAAAUCCUCAAGGACAUUACAGUUGAAGACAUGAAUGAGAUGGAAAGGCAUUUUUUGGAGCUACUUCAAUUUAAUAUCAAUGUUCCUGCCAGUGUUUAUGCCAAAUACUACUUUGACCUUCGUUCUUUGGGAGAUGACAACAACCUGAACUUUCUCUUUGCUCCUCUUAGCAAAGAAAGAGCACAGAAUCUCGAGGCCAUUUCCAGAUUAUGUGAAAACAAAGACUUAUGUAGAGCUGCUAUGAGAAGAUCUUUCAGUGCUGAUAAUUUCAUUGGGAUUCAGCGCUCUAAUGCCAUCCUCUCUUAAGGGAGAAAUACGAUGGGUCAUAACAUCAAGAACCCCUCAUCUCCAAGGACUGGAGAAUAUCACUUCUCCUGCUCAAAAACCAGCAAUGUUAGUUUUUUCACGUAAAAGAAAGACUUCGAACUCAAGAGACCUAAUGUUGUCCUCUCUUAAAGGAGAAAUAUAAGGGUUUGUAACAUGGUCCUUCAUCUGCAAGGACUGGAGAAUAUCACUUCUCCUCUAAAACCAGCAAUGUUAUUUUCUUCUAAAGGAAAGACCAAGAGACGGACAGCAUGGAUUAUGCUCGUAGGAAAGACUGGAACCUUAUCAAUGCAACACACACUCUUCUGUCCUUUUAAUGUAAGCGGUUACAAAAGCCACUCCAAAGCAAAAGCUCCUAAUCCGCAGUUAUUUGCUUACUAUGUAGGCUGAUAACUGUAAAACUAUGUGAGGUUUUUUUAAUAAAUAGCUUAAAUUUUUAGAUUUUAAAGACAAUAUAUAACUUUUUUUUCCCUAGUGUCUUGCUCCUUCCUCAAUAUUGCUGCAUAUGUUCUUAAAAUCAAUGCAGUAUUAUCAAGACAUGAAACUCUAAUGACUAAAGCCACUGGGGAACAGACUGUAGCACUGACAGGUAUUGAAGGGGUCAUCCUGCCAAGAUUAUCAUUGAGCCUCAUAGUUUGGUCCUUACUGGCAAUCAGCCUACCACAAAGCUGCUGAAUCUCACUUGGCCAUCACACUUUUUUGCAGCACACUCACUAGCUUAGUAAUGUAUUUGGAAUUAUAAACGGAAAGUUUCAAUUUGUUGUCUACUUCUGUUGGGGCCAUGCUGAAUUUCUUUUUUAUUUUUGCAGUGCCAGAAUUGAACCCAGGUCUUACAUAAGAGGGUGCGCAUGCACUUCACCUUUGAGCCACAUCCUCAACCCGUGCUGAAAUUUCUUAAGAUUUUGUAGUUUAAAUUCAUAGAAUUUAAAGACACUAAUAACGAUGAUUGUUUUUCCUAGUUUUCUCUCCCCUCCUCGCCUUAUUGCUGCCUAUGCCUUUAGAAUCACUGCACUAUUACCCUCAAAUCCUGGGAUUCUUUACAGCUCUUAAUACUAGUAUGUAGGAACUGACAGUCUAGCAUUAUUGUUGAAGGAUUUUUCAGCAUACCCUGUCACUGAAGCUGCUAGUCACUACUGGCAAUAUUUAUUUUUUAAAUCAAAUAUAUCUUUACUUCCUUUUUGACUAUUUGCUUUAUUGAAUCAAGGGUUUCUAAAAGGGUGAAUCCUAUAAUCUUUCAUUGAUAUGCACAUAGUUUGGUGGAGGUGACUGGUUCCAUAUUUAAACACAGCAAAGUUUUUCCAGCAGUUAUAACAGGGACUAACGAACCUUUCCUCUAAAGGGCUGAAUAGUAAAUAUUGCAGCUUUAUGGAUGAUACGCCCUCGGCUGCAACUUCUUCACUCCACCACUGCAGCCAGAGAUUAGUCACCGGUAGUGUGUCAACUGAUGGGUGUGUUGUGUUUCCAUGAAUAUUUACUUAAAAAUUAGGAAGCAGUCUGGAUUGGUCCAUGGGCUAUAGUUUCUGACCUCUGCGUUAAAGAUUCUUUUUACAGCUAUGACCUUAACUCACUUCCCAGAAUUUUAUGGGAAGGUGUGUAUAUAAUUUUUAUUAUGAAAUAGUUGUAUAUAUUGUAGUCAAGACAUCUAUCCAGAUAGCCAUGUUUGGCUUAAUUUUCUUGGCGAUCAUUUUAAGCCAAAAAGCUGCUGAGUAACACAUUUCAGAUUCUUUGUAAGUAGUAUUUAAUUAGCAUAUCAGCAUGUUUGGGAUCACAAAGUGUUAGUUUCUGAUGAUCUACUUCUAUUGGGUCUAUGCUGCCAGUUUUCUUGAAAACUAUAACGGUGCUUCUCGUUUUCUGGUGAUUUUUCUGGCGUUUUCUGGUGUUUAUAUUUAAAAAGAAAGAAAUUAAUAGGCAUACUGUUCAAAUCGGAAUGUAAGUUCACGAUUUCCAGCAGUUGGAAAGAAAAUGAAAGAACAGGAAUUAGAAUUGUGAUUGCAGUAAAGAGGUAGAUUUUUUAAAUGAUAUGUGAAUUUAAUAGGUUAUUCUAAUAUUAAUGUGUUAUUUGACUUUACAAGAAAUUAAAUACUUAGAUCUUUAAUUUCUUGACCCUUACCAUACACAAUGCAUAUCCACAAGGGGACCAUUUUAAAACGUAUUUUCCAGCUUAAUAUUUUGGUUAGAACUAAAUCAAAUUUCUGGAAGGUUCCUUUAAGACUAAGAUCUGAAUCAGGGCUGGAGCUAUAGUACAGCAGAUAGGGUGUUUGCCUUGCACAUGGCUGGCCCAGGUUCAAUUCCCAGCACCCCAUAAGGUCCCCUGAGCACUGCCAGAAGUAAUUCCUGAGUGCAGAGCCCGAAGUAACACCUAAGCAUUGCUGGGUGUGGCCGAAAAUAACAAAACAGCUAAGGUUCUAGUCACUGACCUUGAGCAAUAUUCAGUAAAUUCCCACAGUAUUGAUAUAUUUUAAUGCACUUUGUUUCACACUCUUUGUAAAGUGUAGUAAGAGAAUGCUAACCAAUGUUGUGGUGAUCCAGUGGUGACAAGCAGGUGGUGAAAUAUAGGGAUCCCCAAAAGUGUGCUGCAGUUUUUAAACUUUAAUAUAGUAUAUUCAUGAUGGCCCUUCAGAACGCUGCUGCAGAGUAUAAAUGCCACAAAUUUAGAACAUGUUUCAAAAUUUAAAUUUCUUUUAAACUUAAUAUUGGACUGGAGAGAGAGUUCAGUGGGAAGAACACAUGCUUUAUCUGUGAGAGGCUGAGGUUUGAUCCUUGGGACUGCAUUGGUCUCCUGAACAAGUGCAAAAAGUAAUCCCUGAAAACCUCCAAGUAUGGCCCCCCCCAAAAAAAAUCAGUAUUUUAUGUUUGGAAUACCAAGGCUUUAAUUUUUGUUUCAGCCCCUCUUUGAACAUGGCAAAUAUUGACUAAAAUAAAAAUUUAAAUCAGUAUUUUAAGCUUAUGAAAAGUAACUUUAAAAGAAAUAUUCAAAGAAUGAUUUUCAUGUUUUUAGGCACUAAGACUAGGGAUUUAUUAUAGAUUCACAGUUUCAAUAGCUUCUUUAAAAAAAAAUAGUUCUUUGUUUACCUACGUGAAUCACCAUGUAUUUUUCUAAACUUGGUAAAGGAAGAUUCUGAGUCAGCGAAAUUUGUUCAAUUAUAAUAAAGUGAAAGGAAACAGGACCAUAAUGGUGAUCGGAAAGUAGGUGACAUGAAAUGCUUUUCUGUUCUACCUGGUGCCCCAUCUCUAAUUCUGCCUUUUGUGAUGAAUCAUAUGAACCAGAGUAACCCUUACCUCCAGCUUUAAAGUGCAAGGAGAUUGGUGACAAUAUCCAGUUCAACUUGAAAUUUUACAAAAAGAUCAGUGACAAAAAAAUUAUUUAAAAAUUUUUAAAUGAAAGAUCAGUGUUCUCCACUAUGGGAAAUUCAAAGCCUAGAUAUUCUGCCUGGAAAGAGAGUAUCACUGGGCCAGGAAUACUUUUUCUCUCCGUGUAGGAAGGCUUCAGAUUAAGUGCUACAGGUUCUGUCGUUCUGAAAAGACAUGAUAAAUAAUGGUUAUAAAAUAUUACAAUCUACCACCUCAAAAACAUUGUUUAUGGAGUUCAGAGCUUGGAGAUGAUUCCAGUAUUGAUUACAGUUUUACUUUGAAAUGAAUGCUAUGACUUAAGUGGGUUUUUUUUUCCUUAUGUUUAUAUUAAAAGAAAAACUAAUAAACUCUAUUUUAAUUAC